Messenger RNA from Pygocentrus nattereri (red-bellied piranha), 4298 nucleotides. RefSeq names its product MAPK interacting serine/threonine kinase 2a (gene mknk2a). Gene Ontology annotation, biological process: protein autophosphorylation; peptidyl-serine phosphorylation; intracellular signal transduction. The transcript has 14 exons. The coding region runs from base 208 to 1665 and encodes 485 amino acids. Lineage: Eukaryota; Metazoa; Chordata; Actinopteri; Characiformes; Serrasalmidae. Gene Ontology annotation, molecular function: calcium-dependent protein serine/threonine kinase activity; calmodulin binding; calcium/calmodulin-dependent protein kinase activity. Gene Ontology annotation, cellular component: cytoplasm; nucleus. The record is from RefSeq and is a predicted model, not a curated record.
AAGAAAACCGUUGGAGAGGAGAUUCCAAACCGACUCUUGGUCGCAGCAAAGGCUCAAAAACUGGAUUCUCACGGAAAAUAACGAUAAACGGGUGUAGGAGUCUUGUGCUGCCACCUUGGUGACCUUGCUGCUGAAUCGGACUCCAGCUACUGCCCUGUGGUUCAGUCACCCAGCUGAACUCGGACACAGAUCUCGAUCCAUUUUAAAAUGGUGCAAAACAAGAACACGGACGUCACUGGAUUCCAUCGCUCUUAUAAGGUUGAAAACCCUUUUGAGAAAGAUGAAUUUGCCAAAAGGGAAUCACAUGUGCGGGAAGCGCCGUUUGAUUUGGAUCACCCCUCGAGACCUGACAUGCCGUCCAGCGAGCCCAUCGACAUCCCAAACGCUAAGAGGAGGAACAAGAAGAAAAAAAGAUGCAGAGCUACGGACAGCUUCACUGGCCGCUUUGAAGAUGUUUACAGACUGCAGGAUGAGGUUCUUGGAGAAGGAGCCUAUGCAGUUGUGCAGACGUGCAUCAACCUGAUCACAAAUAAAGAAUAUGCCGUGAAGAUUAUUGAGAAAAGGCUGGGGCAUAGCCGGAGCCGUGUUUUUAGAGAAGUGGAGAUGCUUUAUCAGUGCCAGGGUCACAGAAACAUCCUGGAGCUGGUCGAGUUCUUUGAAGAAGAUGAGAAGUUUUAUUUGGUGUUUGAGAAACUGAGAGGAGGUUCUGUGUUGACUCACAUCCACAGAAGACAGCACUUUAGCGAACAGGAGGCCAGCAUUGUGGUGCAAGAAAUCGCCAGUGCUCUGGACUUCCUACACAGCAAAGGAAUGGCCCACCGGGAUCUGAAGCCAGAGAACAUUCUCUGUGAACAUUCUGACAGGAUUUCUCCAGUGAAAAUCUGUGAUUUUGACCUGGGCAGUGGAAUCAAGCUGAACAGUGACAGCUCCCCCAUCUCCACUCCUGAACUCCUGACUCCGUGUGGUUCAGCGGAGUACAUGGCUCCUGAGGUGGUGGAGGCCUUCAGUGAGGAAGCCAGCAUCUAUGACAAGCGCUGUGACCUGUGGAGCCUCGGGGUCAUCCUCUACAUCUUGCUCAGUGGAUAUCCGCCCUUUGUGGGUCGCUGCGGGACAGACUGUGGCUGGGACUGGGGAGAGCCGUGCCAUGCCUGCCAGAACAUGCUGUUUGAGAGCAUUCAGGAGGGAAAGUACGAGUUUCCAGAGAAAGACUGGGCGCACAUCUCCCCGGCUGCCAAAGACCUCAUCUCCAAGCUACUUGUGCGGGAUGCCAAAAACCGCCUGAGUGCCGCUCAGGUGCUGCAGCACCCGUGGGUGCAGGGGUGUGCUCCAAACAUGGUGACAACAUCUAUACUCAAUCAGAGAGGGGGUCGAGCUCAGGACCUGACUGUGUUCGCCAGCCGUGCGGUGGCGGUGAACAGGCAGUUGGCGGAGCAGGAAGAAAGCGCAGAGCAGCUGCAGCAGCUCCACUUGGAGAACGGCGAUGGUUUUUCUCCGUCUCCACUGCUCCUCCACGGCAGCCUGAGCUCCAUCAUGCCGCUCUCGCCCCUCACCAGGUCACGCCUGGCCCAGCGCCGGCGCGCCAGCAGCCCAAACCACGGGGCGGUGUGCGCGGCUGAACUACGGCAACUGCUCGCCCCGCUGGUGGUGGUGGGAGACUGCGCGUGACCACCACACAUACAUAUGUGCUGAAAGUGAUGCACUGAACGUAGUUAAUUCAAACGUGUGCACUAUUACAUCAGCACAAAUUAUUGCCAAAGUAAAUAAUAUUUGUCAAUUUAAUUACAUAAAUAAGUAUCUGAACUCUUUUUAUUAUAUAGAUGUUUAUUCUUGUAAUAAUAUAUCUGCUGCAUCAACACCUUUCUUGCCAAAAAGUAAACUAAGACACGAUUUUUGAUGCAAUAUAUUUUAUCAAUGUUUCAAUGUACAUGUUUGAAUUCAGUAAAUUCAGCGUAUCACUUUUUACAGUGUCUGCCCUUUUAGACCCUCCAGCUGGACUGUGCCAUUAAAGCCCCCAGACUUUUGGGGCAAUCAAAGCACUUUGGAGGAGCCCAGAUACCUGUAGCACUUACACAGGGAAAAAAAAGCAUUAAAACCCUCAAAUCACCCCAGAGACAUGUACUGUGAUGAGGGGGCUACAGAAAUGACUGUUCGACAAUGUUAGUUUCUGCUUGGCUGUAAAAGACAAAAAAAGACUCUGGACAAAAGCUGAGAAACCAAAGGACGUCAUGUAGUGCUGCCUCCUCAUGGACCCUACUGUGAAGACGAGUAUUUGUUCAGUGCAUCAGGAGAUAAAAACCUUUUGCUUUUGCCUUUCUGUACUCAUAGGGAUCUGCUCAGCACACCUGUGUACUUGCGCAACCUUUGAGACUCGUGUCUUUUCUUGUCCUUUCUUAGAAGGGGCUGUUGGUUAAUGCAGGGUAGAUUUUGGUGCUGAGGCCUGGAGGUUUUGGUUGUCCAACAGAUUGCAUACAACAAGAGAGCACAAGAGGCUCAGAAAAAUAUAUAUAUUUAUUUUUUAUUCCAUUUUUUCAGAGAACACGAGCCACUACUCUUAAACAUCCGUGCUGGGAAAUGAUGCAUUUUCCCUUUUUGCCUCUCUCCCUGACAGACUCAAGGGCUUUCUUUGUCUUUAAGCGGACAGAGGCACAUCGGCGCCUUGUAGCCAAUUACUAGAAUGUUGAUUGAGUCCCAGGUGUUUUUCUUUUUUGUUUUCCAGGUCAUUUAGACUCUUCUUUCAGUCUCAAUCACUGAUUAAGGUCAUUGUGAUGCCUUCAGCUGUUCAAACACAGGUACAUUGACCAAUUGGCACAGAAGCAACCACCCACCACCCCCACCACCCCCAAAGAUAGAGGAGGAAAAUAAUUUUCUGCUUUUUCUGGCAGCAGUAUGUUGAAAUGUGACAUUCUCAAAAUAGUGAUGCAUUUUCUAAAAAUAGUGACGUCAUAAAAAUUAUUUAUUUUCAGAUAAUGAUGCAUUUUCUGAAAAUAGUGACUUUUCUCAAUUUUGACUUGUCAAAAAGUUAUUUGAAGGAAGUCAUUUAUUAUUAUUAUUAUUAUUAUUAUUAUUAUUAUUAUUAUUAUUAUUAUUAUAAAAUAAUUCAUUUCACAGUAUUAGUAUUUUGUGAAUAUAUUUUGAGAUUCUUUCCCUCCUCUUCCUCUCUGUGAUGAGGUCAGUCUGUUUGCUGUUGCACAGCAGGCAGAAUGAGCCCAUGUCACUACUUUAAGGGAAGGUCCCCCCAAAAUCAAAUUUGUAGCGUUUUCUCCACCUUUACCCUUAAUGCAUCUCAGCCAAGACCUGUUUGGUGUCUGAAGCUUUCCUCUUUACUUUUGCACUAGAGCUGGCAGUAGGCAGUGCUAACAUAGCUGCAAGUUCUGCAAAACUGCCAUUUGAAAUCUUGUGUUGGCCUCAGUUCAAAACUGAAGAAGCAGACUUCAGACACUAAAUGAGUCGUGGCUGAUGGACCACGUUUUGGGUUUUGGGGCAGAGGAUUUGAUGUUUGAUUGCAUUUAUUCCCUUAAUAAAGGGCACUAGUACAGUGCUAACAGUGCGACAUGUCUAACCCCUGACAUACGAGUCUAAUUCAAAAGCCAAAGCCUGUUUAUAUAGAAGCCCAUGCUUCUGUUAUAAAACUGAAAAAAGGCGAACGGGCAUCCUCUUUAUUUUCUGUUUUUAAAUGGUUCGGUUUAUUGAGCCUGUGGAUGUGGACGAACGUAGGAGUGGGAGUUUUUAUCACUUCUGUUUUUAUCAGAAAGACUUUUCAGCUGCUCCUGUUACUCUGCACGGUUGAGACGUCUGGAUGUUUUAACGUUUGAAGCAUUUUUUUUUUAUUUUAUAUAUUUCCUCAUCUUGUUCGAUGAUUUGUGAAAGGCAUUGUGAACGGAAGUGUGCGUGAGUGACCCCCAGCUGACCGGUGUAGCAUUUUAGAGCCGAACGGUCCGAACUCACUGCAGCUCCUGCUAAGCCGUGAUCUCUCAGCAGACGUUUCCUUUGUCGUUGUCUUAUAGUAAGACUCUCUUAAUUAUGCGUCAGUGGAUCUCCUCGCAGUGUCCUUGAGGAGCUUCCUGUUUUGUUUUUCUUUUCUUUUUUUUUGUUUUUAAUGAUAGAAUUGUUCCUCUCAUUUUGAAGAAUUGAACUUGUUCAUGCUCUGUCAAACACCUUGGUAGCCACACUUGUUUUAGGGACCAUUUUUUUCCUUUAUUUUGUCUUUCCAUGUUGAUUUUUGGUUUAUUUUUUUAGGCUGUACCAUCAUUUUUGGAGUUGUGAAGCCCCAAAAUAAAGAGCAUGAAAACUUACAAAGA